Moneuplotes crassus is the source of this 1458-nucleotide messenger RNA. The record is from the annotation of a GenBank genome assembly. NCBI's taxonomy places the organism in Eukaryota, Ciliophora, Spirotrichea, Euplotida, Euplotidae.
UUUACAUCAAGAAAUAAUGGGAACAAGCAAUUCAGUAAUGAUUUCAUCUGCAGUGUUGAGAAAAUCAUAUCUUGGAACAAUACAAUCUGAAAAUGAAGAAGUAGAUGUAUAUUAUAAACCUAAAGAUUGUAUUUUUACUUUACCCAAAGAGACAAAAAUAGAUGAAAGCCAAGAAGACCAACAAAUAAAGUGUAAAGAGAUGUAUAAAUAUGAAUCUUUCUUAACCUUGGAUCAUCAAAGAGAUUUUACAAAUAACUCUCUUAGCUUUAAGUAUUUGGAUGAGAAGCACAAAUCUAUCCAAGCUAAAACGUUUCAUUUCACAACAGAAAAAGAAUAUAAACAAGCAUUCUCUAUUUUGGGAAAUAUUAAUCCUGGUCAAAGGGAUGGAAAGCAAAGAUAUCUAGGAAUUAUAGUUAAUCCUAUCUCAGGAAGCAAAUAAAUCAGUUGAUUAUUUUGAAAAUGUCUUUAAGCCAGUCUUAGAAUGAGCUGGCUUAAAAUAUGAUGUAUUCCAAACAACUGGCCCUACUUACAUACAGAAUUUAAUAAAGGAUAUUGAUCUUAAUGAAACACCAUACACAGAUUUUAUUGUCAUUGGAGGAGAUGGAACUAUCUUCCAGUUGAUUAAUUCUUGUGAGAAUCAUCCACAGAAGGAAUCUCUUCGUAAAAUCCCUCUUGGAUUUUUUCCUGGAGGUUCUACCAAUGUUAUCAGCUGAGACCUUGGAUGCACAAAUGAAUAUCUUUCAACUAGUAAAAUAUUAAAAGGAGACACUAUACAAACAGACCUGAUUGUGACUACUUUAGAUGAUGGGAAGAAAGUAUAUGGACUAGGAGGCUUCAUUUAUGGUCAUGCUGAGGUUUCUGUUCGAGAUUCAGUAGCAGAUAGAGAAAAUUUUGGAAAAUUUAGAUAUAUGAUACGAGGAGUCCAAGAUUUCUUUAGUAGCAUUCAUACCCCAAAAUUUCCAGUGGAAAUAUCAUAUAAGUUGCAUAAACCUUUAAAACAAAACAAAGAAGAGAGUAAGCAAAUAUUGCCAAUUUUAUACGAAAAAUGGAGAAAAUAUCCCUUAAACGAAAUUUUCUCAAUGGCAAUAAUCCACCACGAAUGUAGAUCUACAUUUUUUAGCGCUCCGUUAUUCCCAGGGAUGAGAUACAACCAAGGAAGAAUGCUACUUUAUAUCUUUGAGCCAACUUACAAAUAUAGGAUGCUUGAGUUUAUUUUUAAAUGGAUAUAUGGCAAAGGAAAGCAAGUAUAUGUCCCAGAUGUUACACUCACUACUAUUUCCAAAAUCCGUCUAUCAUUCCCAACUAAAACCUUUGUUGCCGUUGAUGGUGAAAAGUACGAAACCUCGCACUGUAGCCUUGAACUAUCGCCGCACAAGGUGAACCUGAUCGGCCAGCUCUGGGAUUACAAGGAUUAUGAACAUGAUGUUGUUAAUUAUUUUGGAUUUUAGUAAAUUAACU